Malaclemys terrapin pileata is the source of this 5568-nucleotide messenger RNA. Its product is annotated as guanylate cyclase 2G-like. Gene Ontology annotation, biological process: intracellular signal transduction; receptor guanylyl cyclase signaling pathway; cGMP biosynthetic process. Gene Ontology annotation, cellular component: membrane. Bases 72 to 2960 code for a protein of 962 amino acids. Gene Ontology annotation, molecular function: protein kinase activity; ATP binding; peptide receptor activity. Lineage: Eukaryota; Metazoa; Chordata; Testudines; Emydidae. The record is from RefSeq and is a predicted model, not a curated record. The transcript is spliced from 22 exons.
CGCACAAAUCUCAGUCUCUUGCCUUCUUAAUGGACUUAAAAUGGAAAAAAUACCCAUGGGUGUAAGUACAGAUGGUUACUGGUUUGCUGGCUUCUCAUUGGAAUAUCCCCUGGUUUGGAUUUGUUGGCCAGAGUGCAAAGCUGGACAAUGCAGAUCUAUAUGACACCUAUGUCAAACUUGUCUCCCCUCUGCAAAGGAUAGGGGAAGUUCUGCAUAAAAGUCUGCAAUAUUUUGGCUGGAAAUAUGUUGGAUUAUUUGGAGGUUCGUCUGAUGCUUCCACCGGGGAGAAAAUUGAUGAACUCUGGAUGUCUGUCGAAAACCAACUCCAAGUCAAUAUCACUAUCACUGCUAAAGUCAGAUACAGCACAGAAGAUCCAAGUCUCCACCAGGAAAACCUCAAAUACAUAUCGUCUGUUGCCAGAAUUAUUGUUUUAAUCUGCAGCUCUUCGGAUGUUAGGUCUAUCAUGCUGGAAGCCAAACAUCUAGGGCUGGUGAAUGGGAAAUUUGUGUUCUUCGUUUUGCAGCAGGACAAUUUUUUGAAAGAGGCACUGAGCAGCGAGAAGAACAGCAGUGUACUUGAAGCCUACCAGCCAGUGUUUUUGAUUUCCCUCAACCCUUACGGAGGAUACACUAUGUAUUCAGAUUUUCUGAAGCAGGUCCAUGAAAAACUGAAGGGACAGCCAUUUUACAGCUCACUUGCUUCAGAAGAAGAGGUGAGUUCUUACUCUGCCUACCUGCACGAUGCAGUCCUGCUCUAUGCCCUGUCCAUAAGGGAAAUGUUAAAAGAAGGCAAAGAUAUCAGCGAUGGACGGGCACUUGUCAACACUUUGAAAGGCUACAACAAAACUCGUUUGUAUGGGGUUACUGGCCUGGUGUACAUUGAUGAAUCAGGUGAGAGGUGGAUGGAUUACUCUGUAUAUUGUCUGCAGAAAGCUGGGAAUUCAUCACAGUUCGUUCCUAUUCUUAAUUAUGAUGUUGAGAGAAAAACAAUCAGCCCAACCACAGAAAUUGCCUACAUCAGCUGGCUGGCUGAUUUUCCUCCCAAAGACAGACCGUACUGUGGGUUUUAUAAUGAACAGUGUGAAACUUCAGUUAUAAGUACGCCAGUGACCGUUCUGAUUGUCGUCCUGUUGGUAACCGCCUCAGGAGCUGCCAGCAUAAUGGUGUUUUUAAAGAUCCAGGAAAGGAAGCUGCAAAAGCAAAUGGAUGACAUCUGGUGGAAAAUAAACUACAAUGAUAUUAUUAUGCUUAAAGAUCAUAAGGAUCAUUUUGAGCUAUCACAAACAAGCACACCAGUGUCUAAAGGACAAGAAAGCGUUGGGUCCAGUUUGAUAUUUUCAAGCAAUUGGCGGUCUGGGUUGAAGGACAAGCAGGGGAAAGAUGUAUUUUAUACCGCAAUAGGUCUUUACCAGGGAACUCUUGUUGCAAUCAGGUACAUUGACAACCAAACAGAUGCCUGGAUUCGGAAACAGUCAGUCCUUCAUGAAGUUCAGAUGAUGCGCGAGUUGAGGCAUGAGAAUCUGGUGGCCUUCUUUGGUAUAUGCACUGAAAUUCCCAAUAUCUGUAUUAUUACAGAGUACUGCAAGAAAGGAAGCCUAAAGGACAUUUUGAGGAACUCUGAUAUUGAAUUGGACUGGAUAUUCAAACUCUCUCUCGCCUAUGAUAUAGUCAAUGGGAUGUUGUUUCUUCACAGAAGCCCAUUGAACUCCCAUGGAAAUCUGAAACCUACUAACUGUUUGGUGGAUAGUCGCAUGCAAGUGAAACUGUGUGGAUUUGGGCUAUGGGAGUUUAAGUAUGGAAAGAAAUACCGAGUAAUUACUGAGAAAAAUACCAACUAUGCAGAUCUCUAUUGGACAGCCCCAGAACUGCUCAGGAUGGGGGAAUUUCCAUUCCAUGGGACCCAAAAGGGGGAUGUCUACAGCUUUGCUAUAAUUAUGAGGGAGCUGAUUUAUAACAAUGAGGAUGGCCCGUUCCAAGACCUGAACAAGGAAGCAGAAGAGAUAAUAAACCGACUCAGGGACCCAACUGUACUUGUCCCACUGCGGCCAUCCCUGUCAACAGAGAAAUGCAGUGAAAGGAUCAUUGCAAUGCUUAGAACGUGUUGGGAUGAAGAUCCAGGGAGAAGGCCAACGUUCUCCUCUGUGAAGAGAGGGUUAAGAGAUGCAAGCCCCGAAGGCCACAUCAGCAUCUUGGAUAACAUGGUAAACAAACUGGAAAAGUAUGCCAAUCAUUUGGAGGACGUGGUGGAAGAAAGGACAGCCCAGUUGGUGGCAGAGAAGAAAAAGACAGAUAAACUUUUGUCAGCAAUGUUGCCCAGCUUCAUCCGAGAGCAGCUCAUCGCUGGGAAAUCCGUGGAGCCUGAGAGUUUUGAUUCUGUGACCAUCUUCUUCUCAGAUAUUGUUGGGUUCACCAAUUUGUGUUCUCUCAGCAAUCCCCUGCAAGUGGUUAAUCUCCUGAAUGACCUGUACAGCCUGUUUGAUAACAUCAUUAAAACAUAUGACGUAUACAAGGUUGAAACCAUCGGAGAUGCCUACAUGGUUGCCAGUGGCCUUCCCAUCCGCAAUGGAAUGAAGCACGUUGAGGAAAUUGCUACAAUGUCUUUGCACUUCCUCAGUGCAAUGAUCCCUUUCAAGAUAGAGCACAUGCCCGAAGAGAAGCUGAAGCUGCGGAUUGGCAUUAACACAGGACCUGUUGUUGCAGGAGUGGUGGGAAUCACAAUGCCACGGUACUGCCUGUUUGGAGACACUGUUAAUACAGCCUCAAGGAUGGAAAGUACCAGUUUGCCUCUCCGAAUCCAUGUCUCCACAACCACUGCUAAUGCCUUGCAAUCCAUCGGCGGGUAUGACUUGCAAGAAAGAGGGACCAUAACAGUAAAGGGAAAAGGAGAACAAAGAACGUUUUGGUUAAAAGGAAAAGCUGACCUUCACUUGGCUCUCCCAGAGUUCAGUGACAAAUGGUGAGGCCGUUUGAAGGAAACUUUGCAGUAGGAGGAACUCGUUGCUGGGGAUGUUGAACACAAUAUAAACGGAGGCCAUUUGACUGGAACAUGGAAGGAAUGGAAGACUAAUAUCGUAGUUCAAACAUUGCACUGCUGAAGGCAGAGACCUUCAGAACUAGAGCUCAAGACAAAUGUCUUCCUGCCCCACCCACCACAGCAGACCCCAGUCUUUUCUCGUCUUGGAAGGUGAUCUCUCGUAAAAGCGAAAUAGAUUGUUGUGAACAACAUGGGCUAAAAUCUCUCACCACCAGCCACAUUCCAGAAUGAACCCUCAGAUACUAGUAACAUAAACACCAAUUAAAUGGGGAAAUUAACAACCAUGUGCAGUAGGGAGAUGAGCAAAAUGAAAGUUAAGUGCACUUUCACUUCUCUGCAUUACAGGCCCCAUUAAAUAAUGUUACAGGUCUUUCCCUUGUAGGUCAGAACACUCCUUGAUUCCCUGGGAAUAGCAGCUGGGUUGCCGUUGCAGCCUGUACACACUGUUCCAGACUGGUUGAGUUGCCCCCUUUGGGAUAGGGACUACCUUGGCUGAAACCUCCUAAGGAUCUGUAUGCCAAAUCACUUCUGAAUUUUGGGGAACGACAGAUCCAAAUUGGGAUCAGGAUCCAAACUUUGUAGCUUGUGUUAUGACGACAUGCAGCUGGUUGCGUGGGCUAAAUCGGUGUAAUAUCAGCUGGGCGGAAUGGCACUUAGACGCUUGGUUCCACAACUGGCUGGGACUGUGGGAAUUCUGUGACGCACUCAGCUCCUGGGAACACAUGGGUGUGAGACUCACCUUGGUACAAAAUCAUAGCUGCUGUAUAGUCAGUAGCGGCAUUAAUGAACCUAUCAAGGGAGCUCAGUUCAGACAUCCUACACAAGAGUUGUGAUACCAGACCUCUGAUACAGGGAUAGAUAACCAACGUAGACCAAAGAACCUCCCUUUGGUGAAGGUGCAGGGUAGACCCAGAGCCAAUACUGUCUAACCUUCACAUUUCAUGACAUGAGCACGUUAAUCCCUUCUGGCAUGGACAGGCAGAAAGCUUUAGGCAGGAAAGCAGCUGGGGGGAGUUGCUGAAACCUAGUGUUAGGGACGCUGAGCAAAUAAAGAAGGAAAAAAGCCAUGUGAAACUUUUUUUUGAGUCAAGAUGCUCUGUGAAUCUCUAAAACAUUCAACAGGAUCUGCUGUGGCCUAGGAAAUAUCUCAAAGCAGGAACAUCUCAUUGAAAUGUCUUCCCAUGGGCAGUUUUAAUGAUAUGAACAGGCCUAAGUGAGGAAAUCCAUCCACCUAAUGUAAACCCAACCUAGCUAGAACAAUUUGUCUGGAGAGUGUGCACUAUAGGCUCAAAAGGGUAAAUACAGUCUGAUCUGAUACGAUUAUGUCAGAGGUCAUCAUGGUGGGUUCUGUUUGUCACUUAUUUCAGCUAAUAGGAAUCCUUGCUUUAAGCUACUUAUAAAUUAAACUACCUAUAUUAGAUGCCUUACACCUAUUUAGGCAAAUGGUGCCCAGAGUGAGAGAGAACCUGUGCAGAAUUUGAGAAUAGUGGACAUACAGUAUCAUCUCUGAAUACUCUAGCAAGGAAUAAGGAGGACAAUAAGUAUGAAACGUAUUUUAUUAGAAUUACUUCAGGGCUUCCCCACCGCAUUAGCGUUAGCGGUGUUGACUUUCAUGUGCUGCCAUAGUUUAUGUAAUAGGUUAACACUGAACUUGUAUGUUAUUUUUUUUACGGUAGUUAAGUAUUAUAUGUGUAAUGUCAAAUGAAUUAUUAACUAUUGUUAUUAUUAAUUAUAUAAUUCUGGUAGCAGUUAGAGGCCUCAAUCAGGGCAUGGGCCUCAUUGUGGUAGUGCUGUGUAUGAUUACAAAGUUUUUUGUUUUAAAUGGAGAUAUAUGUAACUCAUAGAGCUGGGAGGGACCCUGAAAGGUCAUCGAGUCCAGCCCCCUGCCUUCACUAGCAAGACCAAGUACUGAUUUUGCCCCAGAUCCCUAAGUGGCCCCUUCAAGGAUUGAACUCACAACCCUGGGUUUAGCAGGCCAAUGCUCAAACCUCUGAGCUAUCCCUCCCCAAAGAGCCUAGAGUCAGACAAGGUGUAUCAAACAGGUGCAGCUGGGAGGGAGUGGGAAGGAAGAAUGGAGGAACCAUAACAGGAUAUUAUAGCAUCAGUAGCAAUGAUCCCAGUAAAUGAAUCAGAGAAAAGGCAAGCACAUUAAAAUGGUAGCUUGAAAAGGAUGCAGCUCUUACAGGAAUUUAGCAGGGUUCAAAGUGGGACAGCAUUGUUACAUAGCUAACAAAGAACAGACAGAAUUAGGAUAGUGAAUGCAAACAAAGUGCAUUGGAAAGGAGAUAGAACCUGAUGCCUCAGGCUUUAAACCAAACUUGAUUAGGGAUUAGGAUAAAACUGGCGUGAGGCAGAUUAUCCCAUCUCUCUACCACAGGGCUUUUUGCACUUUUGUGUGAAGCAUCUGGUGCUAGCCACUGCUGGAGAGAGGAUACUGGACUAGGUGGAUCUCAGGUCUGAUCCAGUCCGGUAUUUAUGUUCUUGUUUUAGUUAUGUAUUUUCGGUACUGUAUGUAUAGAUAUGUGUACUGCUGG